GUGGAGAGUUUCCUUACGGCACCACCGAGUAACGGCUUCACAACAUCUUGCUCUCCUGUGCUUUGUGCCAGUUUCUUAACUUUUUGAGGAGCAAACAGACAUGGUGGUGCUGAGGUUAACCGUGUUACUCCAGGGGCUGCUCCUCGCAGCACGAUGUGAGGUCAGAGCCAGAGACCCGGGGGUAGAGGAGGAGGACGACUUGAAGGACAUUUCGGAUGAUGGUGGAUGGGACCAUGGAGUUCCACUGGUAGGGUUUGGAGCACCUCAUCAUGGUCAAGGACUAAACAGCCAGAGCCCUGAUGUCUAUGGAGCAGUCAACCAUCCUCUGGGUCAUGGACACCAGGAUCCCAGCCGUGGACAUCUUUCUCCGAAUGUGCCUGAGGCAACAUCGGCUACAAGUGAGACCAAGGGCUCUCUACCACGCACUGGGAAUUGGUGUGCAUUUGUUCAAAAGCGUGCUGUUACUGUGGCAGUAUCCUGUGGAACUGAGAAGUAUACUAUCAAGUCCCAGAGUCCCUGUCCUAACGGCACCCCAGACUGCCAGCUAGUCAUGUACAAGCUGUCUACUCGGCCAGUGUACAGAGAGAUGCAGAAAAUCUUCACUGCACUGCUGUGGCGAUGCUGCCCUGGGCAUGCUGGGAAAAACUGUGAGGAGACAGUUACAGAAGGCCAAAUCUCGGAGUCUGAGUCUCAAGACCCCACCAUGGCACGCAGACCAUAUCCGGGAGGACAUGAAACGACAGACACACGAUAUAACAAACUAACUCAAGAGAACAGAGAGCAGAAUGAUUUCCAAACAUUUGGCGGUCCACUGUAUGAAGCUCAACUACCUGAUGUAGAGAAUCAAACUGCAACGGAGUCCAUCAAUGAUUAUGAGCCCAGCCCUCAUUCUGACCAUGAGCACCAGAACAGCCACCACUUUGAAAGGAGAGACCCCUAUGCUGUAAAUGAAGGUGUUCCUUACCCUGACUUAUCUUACGCUCACUACGGGCUCCUGCCGAUCUUGAAAGAAGCUGUGAUGUCUCAGCUGCAGCCUGUGUUGGAGAAUUUCAAUCUAACCCUGGAACGGCUCUUUCAGGAGGUGCAGGGUUUGCAGCGGGACAUGGCCGAACUCCGACAUGAUCAGGGGCAGGGAAGGGUCGCUGAGCCUCUAGAGGUUGGUGGUGAAGAGCACAAUCUGCAGGAGGCUGUUGAGGAUAAGGUGAGGGAGAGUUUACAGAAACUGGAGGAGGUAAAAUCUCAGUUUCACAACCAUCGCCAUGAGGUAGAAGAGAGGCUCCACGCACAGCAAACCAUGCUGCACUACAACCUAACAAAUUUCAAGAUGGACAUAGACAUCAAAAUCAAACGUCACCAAAAGAUGUUGCAGGUAAAUCUCCAGUCUCUGAACACAUCAAUGUCUGAAGUGAUACAGGAGCAAGAGAGGCUGGACGAGAAAUUUCAGAAGAUUCGGCCUGAAAAUAAGGUUGACUCCACACAGAGUCAGUCUCUUGAUAGCACAGCUGUAUGGGAGGCCAUCACGCGUCUGGACAAUAAAGUCAUUAACAACACAGUUAGACUUAGUACCUUGAUUGAAGGCAAUGAACAAGUGACUGCAAAUAUCAAUAACCUCCAGGAUAGUUGGUCAGAUCUGGACAACAAAAUAGUCCAGACUGGCCGCAACAGUCAGGUUCAGUUUAUGGAGACUGGUUUGGAGGUGGAGGCAGCGAAGGUUGCGGUACUUGACCGUAUUAAUGAGCUGAGCAGCAACAUCAGUGUUCUCCAGAGUGCUCUGCAGGAGAUGGAAACCGAUGUUGAUUAUCUUUACACAGAGUAUUAUAAGAAUAUAAGUUCAGCAAGUGGGGAAUGUGACUGUAUCGCUCUUGGAGUAUCUGUGACCCAGUUGGAACAAAGUGUAGCUAAUGUGAUGGAGAUUGUGAAUGAAAACAAGCUGGACUGGGAGCGUAAGGCACAGGAUAUGUUAGACAAUCGGGACAAUAGUGCUUGGGUUCCAUCCGUGGAAGAUCUCAAACUGGGGUUAUUGAAUGUGCAACAGUCCCUUGCUUUUGAGCAGGAAAAGAGCAGAAUGUUACAACACAAUGUGACCCAGCUCCAGGCCUCUUUCCAGGACAAAGAGCAGGACAUUGAAAAACUCCAGGAGCUGGACAGGGCCAAGGUUGAGAAGAUUGAGCACUUACAUAGCAUUUUUAACACCUUGCUUCAGGAUGCGGUUCGUCACUCUGAGGUGCUAGAGAUUUUGCUUGGCGAAGAGGUGCUGGAGUUCAUGGAGUGGUCUCAUCAAGACCAGAGACGUUACUCUAUACCAGAAUUGAGGGAAAGUAUUAGAUCCAUGCAAGAGCAGAUCAAUGGACACAGCCUCAGCUUAGCCUCAAUGGUGAACUCAGCUACCCCUCAGGUGACAGCAGCAGAUGAGCCCUCUGUGCUUGGAGACUGGGCCUCGGUGGGCGUCAAAAGGAGACGUGGGGAUGAAAAAUUGGACCUUUUCGGGGAACAGCCGGAGUACUCUGAUGAUGACUUCUGGACUUUAGAGAAAACAGUAAAAGAGCUUCAAGCUCACAUCAAAAAGCUUGAGGAACAUCGUUGUCCUUGCUGCAACUGCAAUAAAUCUGCUGCCGCUGGUGGUGUGGAGGUGGAACUGCAGGCCAAGGUGGAUACUUUGCGUAAGGACCUAGAGACCCACCUUGGAGUUUUUAACGGCAUUUUCAGUAACACAGAGGGACUUGCUGACUCUGAGGUGUCGGUGGAUUUGGAUAAAUUGUCAGCUUUGAUAAAGAAAAAGGAAGCAAAGCAACAAAACAAGAAACAAAAGAAGAGAGCAGACAGGGGGGACAGAGUGAAUUUCCGCAGCAAGAGGGAUGCAUCACUGGAGUAUGCAGUGCUUCGUCAACUACCAGAUAGUCCAAUUAUGUUCCUAGCCAGCAGUACACUUGGUACUAAUGGAUCUGGCACAAUCCUUUUUGAAAGCGUGGCCCUAAAUCAUGGACAGUUAUACUCACCAAAAACAGGCAUAUUCCGUGCUCCUACUUCUGGUGCCUAUCUCUUUGUGGUGACACUGGACUUUGGACCAGGCCCGGCUGUGGCUCAACUAAAGAGAGGUGAAGAGGUAGCUGCCUCCUUACGGCAGAACCCAAGGAAGUUGGGUGCACCUGCAACACGUGUCUGUAUCCUGGAGAUGGACCAAGGAGAGGAACUCCGUCUUGACCUGGUGCAGGGAACCAUAGAGCGCAACAACCCACAAGAUAACACAUUUGCUGGCCUACUAAUGCUGCAGACCACCUGAGAACAUGAAACCCUCUAAAGGUGCAAAAAGACUGAAAGAAACUUAAGUUGCACUGCCCAGUUAUUGAGGCAUUGUUUGCAAGUACAAAGAUUUAAAUGAUGUGGCCCUUUUUUGGUGGGAUAUCAGAACUCUUACAUUUGUCUUCAAUGUGACAACUACAUUAUAUUCCUCAAAUUCCUCUGUGCCCUAAAUAGAUUACAAGAUAUUGUACAUUUUCUGUAAAAUAUAAGACACAUCAAAACCACAGAUAACAAUUGCGUACUAAAAUUAUAUUUCUUAAAAGAUUACAUGGCGAAAUAUUAUACAUAUAUAAGGGUGCUUAUAUGGCACCCUUUCAACAUGUGGUUAAAUAAAACAAAAACAUUUUUACAAAUUAAACACUAAAGACUUUUUAAUAUAAUACACAGAGGUGGACUGGGUGAUACUAUGGUAAAGCACACUGACAUAUCUACAGGCAUAUAUCACGUCCUAUCAACAUACUUCAUAGCUCUGUCUAUGGUGAGGUGUGUUGUCGGUUUUCGGGGGAAAAGAACAAAAGCCAUUGGGGAUGGACACAAAACCAUUGGAAGAAUCACAAUGAGAGUAUUUCUCUUUCUUUAUAGCAAACAAAUGCUAACUUGAUGGACCAUUUGAAACUUCCUUUUCAGCCAAACAAAUGCAUUUGAUAUAGAGAAGUUUCACAAAUUAAAUUUGAUAUUACCUGCAUAGUAAAAACUGAAAAUGUAUUUCCAUAUACACUAAAUUUAAUGUUUCUCUAGCAUAUUGUACUGUAUGUUGAAGUUAACCGCACUGAGGUGAGUGUUUCGUUUCUUAGAUCUAUUAUUUAUUUUCAGAAUAUUUUAAAUUGUUUUAUAAGCAUGUCAGUAACCUUGACAUUUUGUUUUAAUCAAGAUGCCCUUUUGGCAUUUCAGGGCAUACUGUACUAAAAUCGUGACAAAGCACCUUAGUCUGGCACUGACAUUAUUAAAGCAUUGUACAAUCACACUUCCUGUCUUUAAGGGCCCAGAUAUUGCUGUAUAGAGCUAUUGUGAAUUGUUGUUUUGUUACUAUUAACAAAUCACGCUGUUUUUUUCAAUGGCACUAAGAAUAAUAAACAAGGUUUCUGGGAUACAAUGCAUUUUGUAAAGGAAUAAUAUAAUUAAAUCUGCACGGGAGUUCUGUAAACAUGUUAUGUAACAAUAAUGUGUAUUUUGGACUAUACCAGUUACCAAGACCAUAUUUUGGCAGCCCCAAGUGAAAUAUUAGGCAAUGAUGACUAACAGAUGUUACCUACAGUCAUACCCUUCAACUUCAGGCACCUCAAAAACAUUAAGUGUUCAAAACAUGAUUAUUAAAAUUGGCAAAGACAUAC
Molecule: messenger RNA, 4631 nt
Organism: Pimephales promelas (fathead minnow)
Lineage: Eukaryota; Metazoa; Chordata; Actinopteri; Cypriniformes; Leuciscidae
Gene: mmrn2a
Product: multimerin 2a
Molecular function (GO): protein binding
Source: RefSeq, a predicted model, not a curated record